Varanus komodoensis (Komodo dragon) is the source of this 1517-nucleotide messenger RNA. RefSeq names its product free fatty acid receptor 2-like. Gene Ontology annotation, biological process: G protein-coupled receptor signaling pathway; cellular response to fatty acid. The record is from RefSeq and is a predicted model, not a curated record. The coding region runs from base 99 to 1076 and encodes 325 amino acids. The transcript is spliced from 2 exons. Gene Ontology annotation, cellular component: plasma membrane. NCBI's taxonomy places the organism in Eukaryota, Metazoa, Chordata, Lepidosauria, Squamata, Varanidae. Gene Ontology annotation, molecular function: G protein-coupled receptor activity.
CUGUUAUUGGCAGCCCUCCAGGCACAACUGAUAUCAAGAGAGCCUGACCAUCUUGUUUGCUCAUGAAGAGUCAUUCUGGGUGGUAAAAAACCUCCAGUAUGUCUGAAGACUACCAUGCACGGGGCACCUACCUCUCCAUCUACCUGCUCACCAUCCUCACAGGCUUCCCCACCAACCUGCUGGCCUUGCGCGCUCUCAUCCAGAAGAUAAAGACCAACGCCACCCCGAACAGUGUCCUGCUCCUCAACCUGACCCUCUCCGACCUCUGCUUCCUGGCCUUCUUGCCCUUCAAGGUGGCUGAGGAGAUCUCGGGCGGCUGGACACUCCCCACUUUUCUGUGCCCCCUCAGUGGCCUCGUGUACUUCAGCACCAUCUACUCCAGCACCCUCUUCCUCACUGCAGUGAGUGUGGAACGCUACCUGGGCGUGGCCUAUCCCAUCCACUACCAGCUGAAACGCCACUCAGCCUAUGCGGUAGUGGCGAGCCUUGGCCUCUGGGCCUGCUCAUUCGCCCACUGCAGCAUUGUCUACAUCACUGAGUUUCAGCGGGACAAUUACUCCUUGCCAAGCAACCAUUCCAGCGUAUGCUAUGACAAUUUCACCAAGGAGCAGUUGUCCAUCCUGCUCCCUGUCCGUCUGGAGCUGGGUGUCGUCCUCUUCCUGGUACCCUCCUUGAUCACCUGUUUCUGCUACUUUGGCUUCAUAAGGAUUGUGAUCUCCUCGCCCCACAUCUGCAGAAGCAAAAAGCAACGGGCCGUGGGGCUGGUGGCUGCCACUUUGUCUGUCUUCAUCAUCUGCUUCUCGCCCUACAAUGUCUCCCACGUGGUUGGCUUCAUCCAGUGGGAGAAUCCAGAAUGGAGGGACCAGGCCUUGCUUCCCAGCACCUUCAAUGCCAGCUUGGACCCCAUUAUCUUCUACUUCUCUUCCUCUGCUGUGCAACGUUCAUGUUGGGACUUCCUGACCCGGAUAGAACGGAUCUAUGUUUUGCCUUCUUUGAUCCGUAAGCUUUUCUGCAGAGACACGGAAACUCUGGGGAGAGCUGGGCCUCAGGAACUGGUAACCUGCUCCCUGCUCUGACCAUCCAUCUCCACGUUUCCUUCCUCAGUCCUUCGCUAGAAGCCAAGCAGAUGGAGCGGAAUGUGUUCAGAUGCACUGAAAUAGCCCUGGACCUCCAGAACUGUAUCUCCUUGCAUAUUUUUGGGAACUGUAAGGUCUGCAUCUCUGGACUAGUUGGAAGAAAGAAUGUCUCUGCAUCUGCAUCUGAAGAAUCUCAUUGGGUUGAGGAACCACAACCGGUCUUCUUGCUCCUUGUUCUAGAGACCCAGAACUGGUGAUGGAUGAUUGCUGCCUCAUGCCAGCCUUUUUCUGUCUGAACAGGUGAAGGUCUGUACCUGGAUCCAACCUAGGAAUUUUAGGAUGCAAUCUCCCACCCCACCCCACCCCCCAUGUGUGUGUAUGUGGAGGGGAGAAGAACAAAGAAUAGUGGUUAAAAACAGACAAUAGGAGAAAAACAAUAAG